Durio zibethinus is the source of this 834-nucleotide messenger RNA. RefSeq lists its product as uncharacterized. The record is from RefSeq and is a predicted model, not a curated record. NCBI's taxonomy places the organism in Eukaryota, Viridiplantae, Streptophyta, Magnoliopsida, Malvales, Malvaceae.
AUCAUCCAAUUUGAUUCAAUAAUGGCUCAAUGUUUUCUUCUUUGCUUGAUCUUGGUACAUGCUUUCGUGGCCAUGGCUAGUGAAAAUGCUCUCAGCAAGCUCCGCUCUAGUUUUGCUGAUCUCCAACAUCCCCCAGCCUCUGCUCCAUACAGCAAUGAAAAACCAUACAAAGCUGAAGCACCCAACAUUAGGAAACUUGGAAGGCACCAGCCCAAAGUAGUCAAUACCUUCGGCAGUACACCAGCUUCUAGCCCAUUCCAAGCGCCCCAAACUCAAAAGAACAUUCACCUUACUGGAGGAAGCCCCUCAACAGAUCACACUGCAGCCACUAUUGAACCAGACAAUGGAGAAAACGUGAGUGUUGAAGGACAGGCCAUCAACCUACAAACACAUCAUCAUUCCAUGGACAAGUCUGUUGCCGGGGGUGGUGUGAUCCUUGGAGGUCUUGCCACAACUUUCCUGAUGGCAGUUUUUUGCUAUAGAAGAGCAACUGGAAGACACAAAUCAGAGACUAAUCAAAUUACAACCGAAAUCACUAAUUGAAUUGUAUGCAUACAAAUAGGUGGUAUUGUGAAUGCCACCUUUUUAAAAAAAUGUAAAGAAUAUUACAAAUAGAAAAUAAAUUGCAAGUUAUUAUCCGAAUUAAAUCUCUCUCUCACUGAAGCUGGAGGUUGUUGGCUUCUUGCUAACAGGCCUGGACCAUUAUUUUGAUUAAUGAAGGGAGUUGAGCCCUUGAUGACGAUUUUAGAGUUUGUAAUUUACUACCAAGGCAAAAUUACAAAAGGCAAAAUUAAGUAAAACGUGAGCGGCAGGAUUCGAACCUGCGCGGGCGGA